CUUUGUGUCUGAAUCCUCCACGUCGUUCGAAGGACAAGCAGACAAAAUGCGUGAAUGUAUUUCUAUGCACGUCGGCCAAGCCGGAGCCCAGAUGGGCAACGCUUGCUGGGAGCUGUACUGUCUGGAGCAUGGGAUCCAGCCAGAUGGACAGAUGCCCUCUGACAAGACCAUCGGGGGAGGAGACGACUCCUUCAACACUUUCUUCAGCGAGACAGGGGCGGGGAAGCAUGUUCCCAGAGCCAUCUUUGUUGACCUGGAACCAACUGUCAUCGAUGAGGUGCGCACAGGAACUUACCGUCAGCUGUUCCACCCCGAGCAGCUAAUCACAGGAAAAGAGGAUGCUGCCAACAACUACGCCCGAGGACACUACACCAUCGGCAAGGAGAUCAUAGAUCUGGUUUUGGACAGGACACGUAAACUGGCUGAUCAGUGCACUGGCCUGCAAGGUUUCCUCAUCUUCCACUCCUUUGGUGGAGGAACCGGCUCUGGUUUCACCUCCCUGUUGAUGGAGAGACUCUCUGUUGAUUAUGGGAAAAAGUCUAAGCUCGAAUUUGCUGUGUAUCCAGCCCCCCAGGUGUCCACAGCAGUGGUGGAGCCUUACAACUCCAUCCUGACCACCCACACCACCUUGGAGCACUCUGACUGUGCUUUCAUGGUGGACAAUGAAGCCAUCUAUGACAUCUGCCGCAGGAACCUGGACAUCGAGAGACCAACUUACACCAAUCUGAACAGGCUCAUUGGCCAGAUCGUCUCAUCCAUCACAGCCUCACUCCGCUUUGAUGGAGCCCUGAAUGUUGACCUGACAGAGUUCCAGACCAACUUGGUGCCUUACCCUCGCAUCCACUUCCCUCUUGCCACCUACGCGCCCGUCAUUUCAGCCGAGAAAGCGUACCACGAGCAGCUGUCUGUGGCUGACAUCACAAACGCCUGCUUCGAGCCAGCCAAUCAGAUGGUGAAGUGUGACCCGCGUCACGGCAAGUACAUGGCCUGCUGUCUGCUGUACCGUGGUGACGUGGUGCCCAAAGAUGUCAACUCCGCCAUUGCAGCCAUCAAGACCAAGCGCACCAUUCAGUUUGUGGACUGGUGUCCCACAGGCUUCAAGGUGGGUAUCAACUACCAGCCUCCAACUGUGGUUCCUGGAGGAGACCUGGCCAAGGUGCAGAGAGCUGUGUGCAUGCUGAGCAACACCACAGCCAUCGCUGAGGCCUGGGCCCGACUGGACCACAAGUUUGACCUCAUGUACGCCAAGAGGGCCUUCGUCCACUGGUACGUUGGAGAGGGCAUGGAGGAAGGAGAGUUCUCAGAGGCCAGAGAAGACAUGGCUGCCCUGGAGAAGGAUUAUGAGGAGGUGGGCACUGACAGCGUGGGAGAUGAAGAUGAAGAGGGCGAGGAGUACUGAGGCAACAUCAUCACACAUUCCACAUCUUGUUCUGAACAUAACAUUCCCAGCAAGUUUCUGAACAUCUGUGAUGUUGAUCUGUCAGUAUUAAUAAACAUCUGUUGAGCAAUGUAAA
This is a messenger RNA of Cololabis saira (Pacific saury), 1514 nucleotides long. Its product is annotated as tubulin alpha chain. Gene Ontology annotation, biological process: mitotic cell cycle; microtubule cytoskeleton organization. Bases 47 to 1399 code for a protein of 450 amino acids. The record is from RefSeq and is a predicted model, not a curated record. Gene Ontology annotation, cellular component: microtubule; cytoplasm. The transcript is spliced from 4 exons. Gene Ontology annotation, molecular function: GTP binding; structural constituent of cytoskeleton. NCBI's taxonomy places the organism in Eukaryota, Metazoa, Chordata, Actinopteri, Beloniformes, Belonidae.